Monodelphis domestica (gray short-tailed opossum) is the source of this 1963-nucleotide messenger RNA. RefSeq names its product hydroxy-delta-5-steroid dehydrogenase, 3 beta- and steroid delta-isomerase 7 (gene HSD3B7). The record is from RefSeq and is a predicted model, not a curated record. NCBI's taxonomy places the organism in Eukaryota, Metazoa, Chordata, Mammalia, Didelphimorphia, Didelphidae. Gene Ontology annotation, biological process: steroid biosynthetic process. Gene Ontology annotation, molecular function: oxidoreductase activity, acting on the CH-OH group of donors, NAD or NADP as acceptor.
GGGUUGUACUUAGGAUACCGGCUGGGGAUAGGGAAGGGAGAACGGAAAAAGCCAGGGAAGGGGAGCUGAGUCCUAUUGAAAAAAGUGGAGUGGCCAACGUUUGGUCCUAAAGGGUUGUAGGAGUUGUCUCACUCGCUGUGAGAGCUGACAGUCCUCUACGGAGUGGAUCUCUUGCAGAUGGCUCCUGGGUUUUGGCGAACAAUAAAGCCCGGCUGGGUCUAGCUCUGGCCUGAGUGUGCACAUUCCAUCUUUACGAGUCAGAGAUGCACGUUUGCGGUACACCGCAAUUAGAUAUGACUGACGGAGGCCGGGAUCUGGUAUACCUGGUGACAGGGGGCUGCGGCUUCUUAGGGGAACAUGUGGUUAGGCUCUUGCUGGAGCAGGAACCCCGACUCAGAGAGCUUCGAGUGUUUGACCUUCACCUGGGGUCCUGGCUGGAGGCACUAAACUCGGGGCCCGUGCAGGUGACCCCCAUCCAGGGGGAUGUGACUCGCUCUGAGGAUGUGGUGGCAGCUGUAGCUGGAGCCGAUGUAGUCCUUCAUAUAGCGGGGCUGGUGGACGUGUGGGGCCUCGUGGACCCCGAGGUCAUCUACAGGGUUAAUGUGAAGGGGACUCAGAAUGUGAUUGAAGCCUGUGUGCAGACUGGAACUCGGUUCCUGGUGUACACUAGCAGCAUGGAGGCCGUGGGACCCAACAGCAAGGGACACCCAUUCUACCGGGGCAAUGAGGACACCCACUAUGAGGUAGUACACACACAGCCCUAUCCUCGAAGCAAGGCCCAGGCAGAGAGGCUGGUCAUUGAGGCCAAUGGAAGAAAGGUCCGAGGUGGGCUUCCCUUGGUGACAUGCUCUCUUCGUCCCACCGGAAUCUACGGUGAAGGCCACCAACUCAUGCUUGAUUUUUACCGUGGGGCCCAGCGCACUGGUGGGUGGCUUUUCAGGGCCAUCCCUCCCUCUGUGGAACAUGGCAGAGUCUAUGCAGGCAACGUUGCAUGGAUGCACGUGCUGGCAGCUAGGGAGUUGGGCUCCAGAGCCACCACCAUGGGUGGUCAAGUCUACUUCUGCUAUGACAACUCCCCUUACAAGAGCUACGAGGACUUCAACAUGGAGAUCCUGGGCCCCUGUGGCAUUCGCAUCCUGGGAACGCGGCCCCUUCUGCCCUACUUCCUCUUGUUUCUUCUGGCCACCCUCAAUGCUUUCUUGCAGUGGCUCCUCCGGCCCUUGGUGGUCUAUACACCUUUAUUCAACCCCUACACUCUGGCCUUGUCAACUACCACGUUCACUGUGCAGACAGACAAAGCCCAGAAGCAUUUUGGCUAUCAGCCUAUCUAUGAUUGGGAGGACUGUAGGGACCGCACUGUUUCCUGGAUAAAAUCCAGAAAGAGGUGCCCUGCUCCCCUUCCCCAUGGCCAGGAGCCAAAGGUAGGAGAUCCUGGGCUCUAGACUCUAUCCUCCCAUCCCCCGGCCAGGAGCUGUUCCCAUUGGGUGAUCCAGUACCAAUUAAGGUUACCCUGAAUUCCCACGCAUGCCCCUAUCCAGGCCCAAGCCAAGGCAAGUUUCAAAAUUUGGGACCAUUUUCUCAAACUCUGCUGAGGGAAAGUUCACACCUGCUCCCAGGGGCCAGAGCUGGGAGAGGGUAGAUGCUAAAUGCCAUUCCCCGGCUCCCAUCCAUCUAGAGGAUACCCAGCCCUCUCCACUGUGCCUGGGGGUUCUAGACCUCGCCUUGGGUUCUAGAACCCUUUCAGUGACUCCAGUCAGUGGCCCAACCCCUUCUGCACAGGAACAGCAGUUCCUGGGUUCCCCAGAGCACCCCUGGUCCCUGGACCUGAAACUCCAGCGUCCCUGACACAUUCUAUUAAGCUCCUGGCGCUUUGUUCCCCCAUCAGGACUCCCCACCAAACCGGCUCCUCUUUGCCAUCUUUGCCAUCAAGUAAAGAUUUUGAAAUUAAACAUAUUUAUCCUUC